Molecule: messenger RNA, 2395 nt
Organism: Chlorocebus sabaeus (green monkey)
Lineage: Eukaryota; Metazoa; Chordata; Mammalia; Primates; Cercopithecidae
Gene: ARID3B
Product: AT-rich interaction domain 3B
Biological process (GO): regulation of transcription by RNA polymerase II
Cellular component (GO): nucleus
Molecular function (GO): DNA binding
Source: RefSeq, a predicted model, not a curated record
CGGCGGUCCGGCCCCGCGGCGCCGCUUCCGGUGCGGGCCCCGCCCCGGCUGUGGCCCCCGGCUGCGGAGGACUCCGAGACGCAGCUGCCGCGCCGGGGCCUGAGCGGCCGCCUCCUCCUCCGCCGCCCGAAAAGCCGGAGCGCCCCGCACAGGUUUAGACCCAGUGUGCCUGGUGGGCUGUGCCCAGGUUCAGAGUCAUGCCACUCUGUGGGUGAAGCUUGAGGCAAUAAUGGAACCACUUCAGCAGCAGCAGCAGCAGCAGCAGCAGCAGCAGCAACAGAAGCAGCCACACCUGGCUCCUCUGCAGAUGGAUGCCAGAGAGAAGCAGGGCCAGCAGAUGAGAGAAGCCCAGUUCUUGUAUGCCCAAAAGCUGGUCACACAGCCGACUCUCCUUUCCGCCACACCUGGGAGGCCUUCUGGCAGCACUCCCUUAGGUCCCUUAGCCAGAGUUCCAUCCACCACAGCAGUGGCCCAAGUCUUUGAACGGGGCAACGUGAACUCAGAGCCUGAGGAAGAGGAUGGAGGUUUGGAAGAUGAGGAUGGGGAUGAUGAAGUUGCGGAGGUGGCUGAGAAAGAAACCCAGGCUGCUUCAAAAUAUUUUCAUGUGCAGAAAGUAGCUCGCCAAGAUCCCAGAGUGGCACCCAUGUCCAAUCUACUUCCAGCACCAGGGCUGCCACCACAUGGACAACAAGCUAAAGAAGACCAUACCAAAGAUGCUUCCAAGGCCCCACCUUCUGUCUCCACAGCAGGGCAGCCAAAUUGGAAUCUGGAUGAGCAGCUCAAGCAGAAUGGUGGUUUGGCCUGGAGUGAUGAUGCAGAUGGAGGCCGGGGAAGAGAGAUCUCUCGAGAUUUUGCCAAGCUGUAUGAACUGGACGGUGAUCCUGAAAGGAAAGAGUUCCUGGAUGACCUCUUCGUCUUUAUGCAGAAGAGGGGGACCCCCAUCAACCGAAUCCCCAUCAUGGCCAAGCAGAUCCUGGACCUGUACAUGCUGUAUAAGCUGGUGACCGAGAAGGGGGGCCUGGUGGAGAUCAUCAACAAGAAGAUCUGGAGGGAGAUCACCAAAGGCCUGAACCUGCCCACAUCCAUCACCAGUGCUGCCUUCACCCUCAGGACCCAGUACAUGAAGUAUCUGUAUGCCUAUGAGUGUGAGAAGAAAGCCUUGAGUUCCCCAGCCGAGCUCCAGGCAGCCAUUGAUGGCAACCGUAGGGAGGGCCGGCGGCCCAGCUACAGCUCCUCCCUCUUUGGCUACUCACCUGCUGCAGCUACUGCUGCUGCCGCUGCCGGGGCCCCUGCCCUCCUCUCCCCACCCAAGAUCCGCUUUCCCAUCCUUGGGCUUGGCUCCAGCAGUGGCAGCAAUACCAGUAGCCCUCGGAUAUCCCCAGCAACCACUCUCAGGAAAGGUGAUGGAGCCCCAGUGACAACAGUGCCUGUGCCAAAUCGCCUGGCUGUGCCCGUGACCUUGGCAAACCAGCAGGCUGGUACUCGGACCGCCGCGCUGGAGCAGCUGAGGGAGCGGCUGGAGUCAGGGGAGCCUGCUGAGAAGAAGGUGUCGAGGCUGUCCGAGGAGGAGCAGCGCCUGGUGCAGCAGGCCUUCCAGCGCAACUUUUUCACCAUGGCACGACAGCUCCCCAUGAAGAUCAGGAUCAACGGCAGGGCAGAAGACAGAGCAGAGGCCUCGGCUGCAGCACUGAACCUGACCACGAGUAGCAUUGGGAGCAUUAACAUGUCCGUGGACAUCGAUGGCACCACCUACGCAGGUGUGCUGUUUGCCCAGAAGCCUGUGGUCCACCUCAUCGCGGGGUCUGCUCCCCAGAGCCUCGGCAGCAGCGCCAGCAGCAGCAGCAGCUCUCACUGCUCACCAAGUCCUACCUCAUCCCGGGGCACCCCCAGCGCAGAGCCCUCCACCAGCUGGUCCCUCUGAUGGGCAGGACCCAGCUUCCCACUUGCCACUCUCCUGUCAAGAGUGAAGGAAGUUGAUGCACAGAAUUUACCUCAUCUCACGGAGCCCACGUCGACGAGCACCAUUUGGCCAGACAUUGAGAGUUUGGAUGUGCCCGUCUGUCCAGGUUCCAUUCAGGUCCUGCUGUACUCUGGGGGCAGGGAGAGGCUAGAGGGGCAGGACAGACAGCGUUGUCCAAUCAGGGAUUGUCCUGGAGAACUCGGUGGGGGUCUGUGGGUGUCCAGCUUCCUCCAGGGUUCCCCAGCCACCUCCCAGCUCGGGGCACAGUGUAUUGACAAUCUGUCAGCCGACACAGGGCUGGAGGCCCUCCAUUUCCCUUCCCCUUUAAUUUAUUUCCCUGCCCCUGCCUUCUGCCAUGACCCCAGGGCCACUAGUCUCUUCCCCUGUUUUUAAGUCCCAUGUGGGGCUGCUAGGAGCCAAGAGCAUGCCUUCAUG